Messenger RNA from Phytophthora nicotianae INRA-310, 249 nucleotides. RefSeq lists its product as hypothetical. The transcript has a single exon. The record is from RefSeq and is a predicted model, not a curated record. Bases 1 to 249 code for a protein of 82 amino acids. NCBI's taxonomy places the organism in Eukaryota, Oomycota, Peronosporomycetes, Peronosporales, Peronosporaceae.
AUGCCUUACAACACGUACUUGACGCUGGUGAAGAAGCGCGGCACGUUCAUCAUGGUGGGCAUCCCCAAUGACGACGCGAAAAUCAGUCCGAUGUUAGUGGUGGCCAAGGGCAUCACGUGGGUGGGCAGUCUCGUUGGUUCCCUGCAGGACACCACGGAUAUUGUAACGGGCCAAUUAUCUCGUCCUGCCGUGGGGCGGGUCGUCGCUCCACAGUGCUGCGCUGCGGCGUCCGCUACCACUAGAACGUAG